Messenger RNA from Penaeus indicus, 986 nucleotides. RefSeq lists its product as uncharacterized. Bases 18 to 593 code for a protein of 191 amino acids. NCBI's taxonomy places the organism in Eukaryota, Metazoa, Arthropoda, Malacostraca, Decapoda, Penaeidae. The transcript is spliced from 4 exons. The record is from RefSeq and is a predicted model, not a curated record.
GAUUCCGUUUGAAGGAAAUGAAUUUGCUGUUUGCUGCUGUGCUGUGCUGGUGCUGCCUUGGUAGCUGCAGAGGUGAUGAUGGAUGUAUCGUGUCUGAAACAAGCAACAGGAGAGCUAUCAUAAAAGAGGGAUUCCCGGGUACCGUUUUCUUGUUGCGCGAAGGAGAACUCGAAAGAGUAUUCCUGAGGAUGUUUAUGAAGAGAAUCGACGUUGGUCUGGAGAUCAAGACGAUAACUCUGCAACAGGAAGAUCUGCCGCUGAAUAAACGCUUUCAAGAUAUCAUCAUUUCAUCUGAUUCCGAAGGCCACCCAAGCAUGUCCCUUCCCAACAUCACCGAGAGGACCUUCACCUGCUGCCGGAACUUCGAGAUCGAGAAACUGGAGGUGCAGUCGGAGGGCGGUGGCGUCUGGCUCUUCUACAGGUGUCCAGAGACCAUGACCAAAAGGAAGCUUCAAAGGAUUACCUCCCUCAGCUCGGAAGGCAGUGACAAAGCGCCGCCUACUUCCAGCGCGAACGGUCGGCCCCAGCCCCCUGCCUAUGCCUGGGUGCCGCUGGUGCUUGCGCUCGCCUGCUGUCGGAUCGACUUCGUGUAAUCGAGAGGCACGGCUUUUGCGGAGGAUCCGAACACAAAUGCACAGAUACACUUGUACUGCAGAUAUGUACAGAUAUAGUGUAUGGGUUCCAAUCCCUUACUUGAGUGGUGACGGCCUACUCUUGUGGAGGUAUUUGACUUGCUGAAUGCUAACACCAACCCAAAAGAAAAAAUGAAGAGACAAAACUAAAGCUAAUUCAUAGAAAACAACAAAGAUAUCCAGAAAAGAAGCAGUUGAAGUCUAAAAGGUUAUCAAAACAAGGGAAAUCUUUAUUAUCAAGAUCUGAUACAUCUAUCUUAAUUAGUCUUAAUUAAUUUAUUUUCUUAUAUACAUUUAAUUGGAUUUCCGAUUCCACCAUUGAAAAGAUCUGACAAGUUAUUUAAUUUAGUUUAA